UUACAAAGCUGGCAAAAAGCUUUCACCGACACGAGGAGCUCAACCACCCGUAGCAGUGAGCCGAGGCACGUCUCAUGCCGUCAACGCCUAGGAGGAGCGCAUAUAUGUGACGACUAACCCCUCCCGCUGCAACCCCGAGUCCACCCUGCCUGCUUCAGAGUCUCAGCUCCCGACCCAGCCCUUCCCUUCCCACACGCCCUCGACUCAACCCAUGGGCGCCGGCGAUAGGACGGUCGCGGGCAUGCCGCGCAUCGGCAUGGGCACGGCGGUGCAGGGGCCCAAGCCGGACCCCAUCCGCCGCGCCGUCCUCCGGGCCAUCGAGAUUGGGUACCGCCACUUCGACACGGCGGCGCACUACGAGACCGAGGCCCCCAUCGGCGAGGCCGCCGCCGAGGCCGUGCGCUCCGGCGCCGUCGCCUCCCGGGACGACCUCUUCAUCACCUCCAAGCUCUGGUGCAGCGACGCGCACGGCGACAGGGUCGUCCCCGCCCUCAGGCACACGCUCCGGAAUCUCCAGAUGGAGUACGUGGACCUGUACCUCGUCCACUGGCCGGUAUCCAUGAAGCCCGGGCGGUUCAAGGCCCCCUUCACGGCGGAGGACUUCGUGCCGUUCGACAUGCGGGCCGUGUGGGAGGCCAUGGAGGAGUGCCAUAGGCUGGGCCUCGCCAAGGCCAUCGGCGUCGCCAAUUUCUCCUGCAAGAAGCUCGACACCCUCCUCUCCUUCGCCACCAUCCCUCCCGCCGUCAAUCAGGUGGAGGUGAACCCUGUGUGGCAGCAGAGGAAGCUGAGGGAGUUCUGCAGGGGCAAGGGCAUCCAGCUGUGCGCCUACUCGCCGCUUGGGGCCAAGGGCACGCACUGGGGCAGCGACGCCGUGAUGGACGCCGGCGUCCUGCAGGACAUCGCCGCGUCCAGGGGCAAGAGCGUGGCGCAGGUGUGCCUGAGGUGGGUGUACGAGCAGGGGGACUGCCUCAUCGUCAAGAGCUUCGACGAGGCCCGGAUGCGGGAGAACCUGGACGUGGACGGCUGGGAGCUCACGGAGGAGGAGCGCCGCAGGAUCGCCGAGAUCCCGCAGCGCAAGAUCAACCUCGGCAAGCGCUACGUGUCCGACCACGGGCCUUACAAGUCCCUCGAGGAGCUCUGGGACGGCGAGAUAUGAGUAGCCUGUGGAGACCGACUGGCCUGCCGGCGUACCAGCGUUUGUCAUCCUCGGCCAUGGAUGGCUGGUUGAUUGGGGGACAGCUUUGCACUGAUUUCCCUUGGAAUAAAUCAAUAAAACGAUGUGUUGCGUUUCAGUGAAUGAAUGAAGAUGUUUGCUACUAGUACCGAAUGUGCCAAGGGAGUAAAGAGAUUGGGAUCGUUAUGCGUA
Hordeum vulgare subsp. vulgare (domesticated barley) is the source of this 1366-nucleotide messenger RNA. RefSeq names its product deoxymugineic acid synthase 1. Gene Ontology annotation, cellular component: cytosol. Bases 212 to 1156 code for a protein of 314 amino acids. The transcript is spliced from 3 exons. NCBI's taxonomy places the organism in Eukaryota, Viridiplantae, Streptophyta, Magnoliopsida, Poales, Poaceae. Gene Ontology annotation, molecular function: aldose reductase (NADPH) activity. The record is from RefSeq and is a predicted model, not a curated record.